Molecule: messenger RNA, 3139 nt
Organism: Pseudovirgaria hyperparasitica
Lineage: Eukaryota; Fungi; Ascomycota; Dothideomycetes; Acrospermales; Acrospermaceae
Exons: 1
Coding region: 87-2879 (930 amino acids)
Source: RefSeq, a predicted model, not a curated record
UGUUUCCACCCGUCUCCCGCCUCUGAGCCUCUGCGCUCUUGCGCCCCACGGUCAAACCUUGGAACGCAUCACUUCCAUUUUCAAGCAUGCCGAUGUGGCCCUUUGGUCGGCGUCGUCGCAACACAGAGGGUCCGCAUUCCACUGCCGCCGAACGCAAGCCAAUUUCGGAGCAUGUCCGCCCAGGAACCCCAACAUCCCAGUCACCAGGCCUGGCGCGUAAAAAUAGCUCGAGGCAUAGUCGCAGGAGAAGAAGAAAGUCGUCGCCCCACAGUAUUCGAAACCUUGCGGCUGCAAAAGAAAAUCAUCAUCAUCAACCCGACACUGCCCAUGCCAACAACCCACCUGCAGACUACGACACUUCCUCCUCCCAUUCACCGACUCGUGAGAGGAACGCGCGCGAUAAACGUCUAACUGCCUUGCCCUCUUCACCUGUCCUCGCCACCAGUCCGCAUUUGCGACCCAUUACUCUGCGCGAAACACCAUACAACUUCAGUCUUGACAACAAUGCUGAUUCGGCCAUGAGUCUUCCCAACGCCCGCGAACGGGGCAAGUUGCAGCGGCCUCAGUCGCUGCGAACACCCGACACUCUUACUCGGCGCAAGUCCAUCAAGAGGAAGCCAGACCCUGUACGAGAAGAAGAGAUUAGACAGAUGAUGGCGCCGGUUUCUAUCAAACGACCUGCGACUUUUUCUGGGAGCAUCCUACGACGUGACACAAAAAAGAUGAGAGGCGGCCUGAAUAGAAAUUUCGAACGUCCCCCAUCCGAGGUGUCUCUACCAAUGCAGGGCUCUGUUCACUCGUCCAUGUCAGGCUACUCAGAACUCAAGGGAUUCAGGGUCUCUGCCCUUGAUGUGUUUUCAGCCCGUCCCAAGCUUCGCUAUUCUGCAAGCGUUCAGCUCGAUUCGACUGCGCUUCAGCGAGCAUCUCCACCUCCGACCAGGACCAGUUCGAGGAAAGACAAGCAGCCCGAGUCGCGCAGGGAUAGCAACGAGAUGGACCGCAUUGGUGAGCUAGCCGAAGACAUGGACGCUAGUGAGCUGAGAGACGUCAUGGAACGAGACGCCCGUAGGCGUGCGAGAAAGAAGGAGCGCGAAGAAGAAAAGCUGAGACGCAAAUUGGAGCGAAGAGCAGAAAAACAACGAGCCAAAGAGGCCAGAGCAAGAGAGCCGAGGAGGGAGCCCGAGACUGGUGCACUCGAGAGAAGGUAUACAGCUCCGCAGGGUCUGGCGAUCGAGCAUGCCGUUUCACCAGUACCUACCACACCGCAAAGCCACAUACGACAUGAGACCUUGGAUGUCACGAUGCAAAACUCGGCUCAUCAUGACGAUGAUACCUAUGAGGCUAUCGAACAGCAUUAUGAUGACUCGGCGGUCCCUGAAUUCGCGCAUCCAGUACCUCGCUCGCCUUCGCCUCUCCGAACGCCCACAGAGGAGCCAAUCAUCGGUACUGCUCAAGCAAUCAACAUUAGAUUCUCCAGAGGGAGUAUGCAGCAAUCUCCUCCCCCACAGGAUAUCCAUGCUCGUAACAUUUCAAACAUCUCAUAUCUACCUGACCUCAUCUCUGAGGUUCAACCCCCGCCUGUGGAAGACCAUCCCGCUUUCAGAACCCAGCCGACAGACCAGUCAAAUGAACAGUCAAGCGAUGAUCGGCGUAGUGGUGCGGAUGGAAGAAGAGGCUCUGUAUCCAGCGCUAAACGAAUGGGUGGUUGGGCAUCCAUACUGCGCAAGGCGACGUUUUCAAGAAAGAAACCCUCAAAUAUAGUACGCUCGUCGCCAUCCCAGGCCUCAUUCUCCAACACCUCGAGGGAAUCUAUGUCUAGACAGCCUUUACCAGCACACCUCGUCCAGUCGAGUGCCGCCACGCCUCCGCCGCGGUCGGUCUCCAGGGCUUCAGGCACGCCUUCACGAACGAUGUCCAAAUUCCGUGAAGACCUCCCGGAAUUACCUCUGUCACCACCAGAUUCCAGAAUGCAAUCUCCAGAGGCCCUUGAUCUGACACCUCAUGUGCCUCAAUUAUCAGAAAGAAGAGGGAUGAAAGCGCCUGCUAAGAUUGAGACCGAGCCAACACAUCAGCAGGCCACGCCAGAGCCAGAAGAGACCAUCUCUGAGGAAAUGCCCGACUCGCCCUGGAAUGCGAGUCGACGCACCUCACGACUCAAGUCUCUCUCCAUGGCCUCGGUCGAUUCGGAGGCCUCGUGGCUCUCUGGAAGGCCAGUCAAGAGAGCUGCAACGCAGCGCUACAGAGGUAGCAUAUCUUCGAGACAGCAGACCGAGGCGUCUGCAGAGGAUGUCUUCGAGACGGCGAAUGAGUCGAGUGAAGAGCAUGAUGUACACGAGGACGAGUUCUUCCAACGACUGUCGCCCACGCACGACCGUCGCAUGUCGUUGUCCUCUGAUCCUCUCAAUCGAAAACCUAGCAGCACCAUGCUCGGCACGAUCGCAGCCGCACAAGAGGCGGAGGCAUUAGCGCUUGCUGAUGCCGUGCAACAUCCUGUAGGUAGACCACUAUCCGGCGACGAAGUGCUGCAUACCGGAAUUGCGAGAACGCCAACUGUCGUUCACCGAAUAUCGACUGCUCGAGUCAAGUCUAGUGAGGGUCUUGUGAACCUGUACGAAGGCAGCGACACGGCCAGAUCCACGCCGUCUCCCUUUGACCACGAGGCUGUUGCCGAAGAGCCGCCUGAGGGGCCUUCGGAGGCACAACAGGCACAAGCAAUUAUUCUUGAACGAGCCAAGAGUAUCGAUCUCGGACGACGACAUGGGCGGCACGUAUCAGCCGGAUCAGCGAAACUUUUGGACAUCAAGCGACUCUCAGCCAACCCUCCUGUUCCCGACAGCCCACGCACGCCAGCACCUGACAGCGCGUAUCAACAUGAGUGAAGUGGGAAACGUGUUCAUGAACCGUGCAGAUAGAUCCAAAGAGCAUGCAUCCUGUUGUCGAGUUAGCCACUCUUUUGAUUUUCUUUUGUUCUUAUUUGUCCUACGACACUCCUUGACUCUUCUUUGCGUUUAUUCGGAUUCUGUUUUGGCACAUGAUUCAUGCUCUUUGGCUAUCCGUACACGGUACGGAGCUCCUGGACACGUUUACCACAAGCAACCAUUUCAAGCACGGGUAUUGCUCACGUGCUGUCUCUUCAGCU